Molecule: messenger RNA, 1071 nt
Organism: Scedosporium apiospermum
Lineage: Eukaryota; Fungi; Ascomycota; Sordariomycetes; Microascales; Microascaceae
Exons: 5
Coding region: 1-1071 (356 amino acids)
Biological process (GO): autophagosome assembly
Cellular component (GO): phagophore assembly site
Source: RefSeq, a predicted model, not a curated record
AUGCCAGAGCCGCUUUACAGAGUCUUCGUCCGGGUUCCCAUUCCUCGUGGGGACUUUGUGGAUCCUCCUCCAACAGGGACCGAACUAGCUGCACGGUUCGAAGUCACAGUAGACUUUCUCAUCAGACAGGUUGCAUACCUCACGGAACAACAUGCUUCCCAAGUAAGAGAUGAACUGCGCAAAGCAGCCGCCGCGGCGAAGAGUUCCGCCGCGCCGUCCCCCGUCCCCGGGUCUGAGCCUUUUAUGGGCCACCAGAGAACCAUUUCAGCUUUGUCCUUGAGACGAGACUCCCCAUUCCCGAGAAACGAAACAAGUGGCGCUCCAGGCACUCCAGUCGACACAUCGUACCGGCCAAAUAUAUCGAGAAAUCCGUCGGGUAACUCGCCCUUUCAACAUAAUCUCGGCGGCGGAUCUACACCUCGGCCGGGCAAAGAUUCCACAAGAGGAGAAGGCUUAGUACCAAGGCGGAGAAUUUCGUCUUUGCCUAUGGCGAAUGCGAACCCUCCUUCUCCCGGUCCAGCCGACACGAGUUCGGACGACUCGGAUGACUCCAGCCCCGCACAGUCACGAAUCAUUCGGCGACCGCCCCGAUUUCAAUCACAAGAUGAUCAGACAUCGUUUGGCGAUGACGAAGAUGAUGCCGAGCCGGCGUUCCAGGCGUUCAACCAGGACGCGUCGGAUCUAGCCUCGACCCUCAGAGGGGAUCAGAAGCGACCCUUCGAGAAAGACAGGCUUCACCGGUCGCAGACUUCGGAUUCAUCGACAGGGUCUGCGGCCAUUGUUCCACGGAUGGUAAAGGCUGGGAAUCGUGCGUCGUCAGGCCCUCUCUCGCCCCGCGCCGCCCAGCUCUCAGGUCGCAGUGGCUCGGGUGCCGGUAAGACGGCCUCGAGGGAGGGGAGCGAAGGCACACCCAGUAUGGGAAGCAGCUUUAGUGACCUUGACGACUCAUCUGUUACGCAAUCUGCAAUGGCAGAGGCGUUGGCGGCCGGAUUACAGGACGGAGCCAUUGGCAGCCGGUUGAGCAUUGCUCAAUCUAUUAUCAUUUCAGGAAUCUUGAGGUCUGGUGUUUAA